AGAAGACGCGGUCAAUCUCUGCCAGUGAUGAGAUAGAUCCAAUCGUUUAAUCCGAAAUAGAUAUCCUGCCCUUGCCAGAGACGAAAGAUGGCGAAUUCAGGGCAAGCGAAAGAAUUAAUGAUCGACGGGAGGGAACUGAGCCGAUCAAACAUUCCCACCGUCCCCUUAAAACACCCUGGCUGAUCGUUCAUCGCAAUCAAGGUUCUCCCUGGCAGCAGAAUCAAUCGUGUUUUUUUAAACUCACCCUCUUUCCUUCACACAGCAGCUUCUACACCUGUAAGCUGACCCCUUCAUGAACCUGAGUGUCAGCCUGCAGCGCAAAUCAGCCAUGUACGGGUCAUGAUGCAGCAACCUCACCAUCAUCACCCGCAUUUCCUGUCCCAGGUGCGCCAGCCCACCAUCCUACGACUCCUUGCCAUUGCAGGGGCCUUCGUGUCCGGCUGUGCAAUUCUCUUCCUCUUUUCGCGCUCUGGGUCCGCCGACUCUCCCCCGCGAUCGAACGUCCACCGUCCGCUGUCGGCCAGCACCGCCAAUUACACCUGCUACGUGGAUCUGGACCUGCUCCGAUCGCACGGGUAUAACGGCUCGGUGGAAUACUCCCGGCUCGAGAUUGCCGUCGCCCCCACCGCGAACUUCACGGGCUACUCCGAUGCCCUCGACCUCAAGCUCCCCACCUCCGAGCCCCUCGCCCUCAGCGACGACGACGAGGCCGCUCGCGCACCCCUACCAGACGAGAAGUGCGCGACGACCCUGACGAUCCCGGGCCCCCCCGCGCGUCCUCCCCCCGAUGCCUCCCACAUGACCUUCGGCGUAUCGACGUCGCUAGACCGCCUGCUCGAGUCGCUGGACGCGUUCGCGCACUGGGCGGCAGGAACCAACGCGCGGAUCAUCGCGCUGACGGACGAAGGCGCGAGCUUCACGGACAAGGUGCGCAAGAAGGCGGAGCGGCUAGGCGUGCGGCUCACGCUCAUCGAGGCGGACGACGAGCGACUGGACCGGUACUUCACGCUCAUCCAGAUCCUGUACGAGCAGCGGGAGGAGACGACGGAGUGGGCGGUGCUCAUCGACGACGACACCUUCUUCCCGUCGAUGCGGAACCUGGUCGACCGGUUCGCGACGUACGAUGCCACGAAGCCGCUGUACGUCGGCGGCGUCACGGAGGACCCGAACCAGCUGUACAUGGGCAGCUUCAUGGCGUACGGGGGUGCCGGCAUCUUCCUGUCGAUGCCGCUGCUGACGCAGAUCUACGCCGAGUUCGACGAGUGCUACGACUUCAAGGGCGCGGGGGACCGCAUGAUCGCGCGGUGUAUCCAGGCGCACACGACGACGAAGCUCACCUGGGACCGGGACCUGCACCAGCUGGACCUGCGGGACGAUGCGUCUGGGUUCUACGAGUCCGGGCGCCCGCUGCCGCUGUCGGUCCACCACUGGAAGUCGUGGCACGCGGCGAACAUGGUGGGGCUUGGCCGGGUGGCUCGGAUCUGCGGCGACGACUGUCUGCUGCGGCGCUGGCGGCUGGCGGACGGGUGGUAUCUGAUCAACGGGUACUCGGUGGUGCAGUACUCGGAGGGCACGGACGAGGACACGCUGGUGGGGAUGGAGCAUACAUGGCUGGAUAGCAAGUACGACGGGUGGGACCCGUUCGGAUAUAGUCUGGGCCCGGUGCGGAAGAAGGACGAGGGCAAGGUGUCGUAUCGGUUGGUGGAUGCGGUCGAGGUGGCGGGUGAGGUUCGACAGAUGUACGUGCAUGAGCCGGGGGAGGGCCCGCCUCGGGUGUUGGAGAUAGUAUGGAAGGGUGUCUAAC
Messenger RNA from Aspergillus candidus, 1804 nucleotides. RefSeq names its product glycosyltransferase family 31 protein. The record is from RefSeq and is a predicted model, not a curated record. Bases 340 to 1803 code for a protein of 487 amino acids. NCBI's taxonomy places the organism in Eukaryota, Fungi, Ascomycota, Eurotiomycetes, Eurotiales, Aspergillaceae. Gene Ontology annotation, molecular function: acetylglucosaminyltransferase activity. The transcript has a single exon.